Messenger RNA from Bufo gargarizans (Asiatic toad), 1219 nucleotides. Its product is annotated as oocyte zinc finger protein XlCOF19-like. The coding region runs from base 73 to 1023 and encodes 316 amino acids. NCBI's taxonomy places the organism in Eukaryota, Metazoa, Chordata, Amphibia, Anura, Bufonidae. The record is from RefSeq and is a predicted model, not a curated record. Gene Ontology annotation, molecular function: RNA polymerase II transcription regulatory region sequence-specific DNA binding; DNA-binding transcription factor activity, RNA polymerase II-specific. Gene Ontology annotation, cellular component: nucleus. Gene Ontology annotation, biological process: regulation of transcription by RNA polymerase II. The transcript has 2 exons.
CCCCCGUGUAAGAGUGAGGUGGAGGAGGACAUUCCAGUCCAUGUGACCACAGAAACCCCCGGUAAGAUCUUCAUGGUAUCACUGCAUUAUAAAGAAGAUGAAGAUAUCCCGUCACACUCUUCAAGAGAAAUCUAUAAUAUAUGUAAUGUAUAUCCGGGACCUCACAGUGCAGAUCUGUCAGAUAAUCCUCCUAAUCAUGAGGAACCUUCUUCUGAUCGAUCACAGAUUGUUACCACAAGUACGGGGCAGAAAGGGGGCAAAAAGUUUCAGUGUGGGGAAUGUGGAAAACUGUUUAAAAGCUGCUCAAGUCUUUGCAAUCAUAGAAAAAUUCACACAGGAGAGAAGCCAUAUUCAUGUUCCAAAUGUGGGAAAUGUCUUAAAGGUAAAUCAAGUCUUAUUAGACAUGAGAGAAUUCACACAGGGGAGAAGCCAUAUUCAUGUUCCAAAUGUGGGAAAUGUUUUAUCCAGAAAUCAUAUCUUGUUGCACAUCGGAGAAAUCACACAGGAGAGAAGCCAUAUUCAUGUUCAGUGUGUGAAAAACGUUUUACAAAAAAAUCUAAUCUUUUUACGCAUAAAAGAAUUCACACAGGGGAAAGGCCAUAUCCAUGUUCAGAAUGUGGGAAAUGUUUUAUGUAUAAAUCCCGUCUUGUUUCACAUGAGAGAAUUCACACAGGAGAGAAACCAUUUUUAUGUUCAGAAUGUGGGAAAUGUUUUACAAAUAAAUCAUAUCUUGUUAAACAUCAUAGAAGUCACACAGGAGAGAAUCCAUAUUCAUGUUCAGAAUGUGGGAAACGUUUUACAAAAAAAGAAAGUCUUGUUAUACAUGAGAGAAUUCACACAGGAGAGAAGCCGUAUUCAUGUUCAGAAUGUGGAAAAUGCUUUAAAGAUAAAUCAUAUCUUGUUAGACAUGAGAGAAGUCAUACGGGAGAGAAGCCAUAUUCAUGUUCAGAAUGUGGGAAAUGUUUUAUUACUAACGCCAAACUUAGGAUUCAUCAGGAGAGAAAUCAUUUUAAUGCUCCAUAGUUCUGCAGACAUUCCAUGGGCAAUAAAAGGGUUUCUUUUGGGGGGCGUGGCUUAUCGGCCGAGACCAAUGGCUGCGUGAAGAAACUGCUCUCGCACAUCAGCGACUUUUCCACAGCAAUCCCUUCACAUCCGCUACCCACAGUGGCUCAGAACCAAGUCCAAGAGACAAAUUCCCAGGCUAAGGAGCGAAAAUGUA